AUGGAGAAAACCGCCGACUGUCUCCCUUAUAAUCCUAACAUUCCCACUCCCUUCGGCUACCGUCCCUCCCUCGUAGCCGGAAUCGUCUUCAUGAUCCUCUUCGCGGGAGUUACAGUCGGCCACGUGUGGCAAUCCUUCCGGCAUCGAAACAUCUGGCUCGGACUAGCCUUCUCCCUGGGUGCCUUCGGCGAAUUUACCGGCUGGCUGGCCCGUACGGUGGCAUACCGCUGCCCGUACUCUGUCAAGCUGCUCGAGAUGCAGCUGGCCGCACUAAUCAUGGCCCCCGCCUUCACAACAGCCGGCAUCUACGGCGUCCUCAGUCUAAUGAUCCCCCUCAUCGGAGAGGACAAAUCCCCCCUCCGCCCAAAGUCAUACCUCCUCAUCUUCAUGACAGUCGACUUCUUCAGCCUCCUCCUCCAAGCCGUGGGCGGCGGCCUCGCUGGCGCAGCCUUCAGCCAGAAUACCUCCCCCUGGCCGGGAACCAACACCAUGGUAGCCGGGAUCCUCUGGCAGCUACUGUCAACCUGUGUGUUUGCGACGCUGCUCGAGUACGUGAUCUACCGCGGGCUGGGGCCGAUAUCCCGGAAUCCAGCUCUGCGGCAGAUCGCGCUGGCGUUGAUGGUUGCGGUGACGUGUAUGGUUGCGCGGGGGGUGUACCGCAGCAUGGAGCUGGUGAAUGGGUGGCGGGGCUACCUGUUUACGCAUGAGGUGUAUGCGAUUAUUCUUGAUGCGGCGCUGAUGUUUGUUGCGAGUUUGGUAUUGUGGGUUUGGAAUCCGGCGGUUUUGAUUGUGGAGGCGAGGGAGGAUGCAAGGCAGAUGCAAGCUGGGGUGGAGUUGAGGGCUGAGCAGGGGGGGAAGAAGUGA
This is a messenger RNA of Aspergillus pseudoviridinutans, 864 nucleotides long. Its product is annotated as putative RTA1 domain protein. The coding region runs from base 1 to 864 and encodes 287 amino acids. The transcript is spliced from 2 exons. NCBI's taxonomy places the organism in Eukaryota, Fungi, Ascomycota, Eurotiomycetes, Eurotiales, Aspergillaceae. Gene Ontology annotation, cellular component: plasma membrane; fungal-type vacuole. The record is from RefSeq and is a predicted model, not a curated record.